This is a messenger RNA of Uranotaenia lowii, 5909 nucleotides long. RefSeq lists its product as uncharacterized. Gene Ontology annotation, molecular function: iron-sulfur cluster binding; oxidoreductase activity, acting on the CH-NH2 group of donors, NAD or NADP as acceptor; glutamate synthase activity. Lineage: Eukaryota; Metazoa; Arthropoda; Insecta; Diptera; Culicidae. Bases 249 to 5180 code for a protein of 1643 amino acids. The transcript is spliced from 7 exons. The record is from RefSeq and is a predicted model, not a curated record.
UCGUGACACAAAGCCCAUCAGAGUCAAAGAUUAAGCGGUAAUUUUUAACUCUGGUAGAGUUAAGAGAAUGUUCAUUUUUGCUCUUUUUUGUUAAGGCUCCUCCAAAACACAUUCGCUGUUCCGUGCCGUUCCGUAUCCGCCCGAAAUGAAAUCUCAAAAGCGAUUCUAAUCUGUCCAUUUCAAUUCUCUUUUGGGAUCGAAUCGAAACCUCCUAAAAAUAAAAAUAGAGCCGUCUCAAGCCAGGCCGCAUGUUGUUGGUGGACGUCGAACAGAAGGCUCUCAUCCAGGAUGUUGAACUUAAAUCUCAAAUUGCCAAAUCUCGACCCCACACUGAAUGGCUCGAUCAGCAGAUAUCUAUGGACGAAAUCCGUCGUGAGGCUGCCGAGCACAAUAUUUGUACGGAUUUGGCUGCGUAUUUGCCCCCGGCCGACAAGCGUGGUAUGAUGGAUCCUCGAUUGCAGCUGUACGGCUACACGACGGAAACGAUCCACAUGUUGCUGCUGCCGAUGAUCAAGAACAAGAAGGAAGCGCUCGGAUCGAUGGGUAACGAUGCGCCGCUUGCCUGUUUGUCCGCAUUCCAACCGUUGCCGUACGAGUACUUCAAGCAGCUGUUCGCCCAGGUCACCAACCCACCGAUCGAUCCCUUCCGCGAGAAGAUCAUCAUGUCACUGCAAUGCCCAGUUGGGCCGGAAGCUAACCUGCUUGCGGCUUCACCAUCCCAGGUACAUCGCAUCUGGCUAGAUAACCCUAUCCUAAGCAUCCCAGAUACUGAAAUCCUCAAAAGGAAUCAGCAUCGUGGAUGGAAGACUAAGGUAAUCGAUAUCACUUUCCCAGCUAAAGAGGGACCGGAUGGUUAUUUGACCGGUCUGCGUCGUAUUUGUUCCGAAGCUCAAAGUGCCGCGCAGAACGAUUUCCAGCUGUUGAUGUUGUCGGAUCGUGCUGCGGGGCCCCAGCGAGCUCCCAUUUCUGGACUAUUGGCACUGGGCGCCGUUCACCAUCAUCUCAUCGAGACACGUCAACGCAUGAAGGUUGGUCUGUUGCUGGAGACUGCCGAAGCCAGGGAAGUUCACCACGUUUGUGUGCUGUUGGGUUACGGAGCUGACGCCAUUUGCCCGUAUUUGGUAUUCGAGUUGGCCGAAGCUCUACGUGAUGAGACUGUCAUCGACCCAACGUUGACAAACGACGCGAUCUACAAGGCAUACGCACAAGCUGUCGAAACAGGUAUUCUAAAGGUUAUGGCAAAGAUGGGAAUCUCCACGCUGCAGUCCUAUAAGGGUGCACAAAUCUUCGAAGCUGUUGGACUGGGUAACGAUGUAAUUGAUCUUUGCUUCCGUGGAACUCAGUCCCGUAUUGGAGGUGUUAACCUGAAAACGCUUGCACAAGAAGGUCUGGAGCGGCACGAAAUGAUUUACGGGUUGCACAAUGCCGAUACGAAAAUUUUGAGGAACCCAGGUCAAUUCCACUGGAGAGCUGGCGGUGAAGGUCACAUCAACGAACCGGCUGCCAUUGCGGCUCUACAAGAAGCAUCCAUCAAUGAGAAUAAAUCAGCGUACGCCAGGUUCCGCGAUACUACCAUGAAUAGUGUAAAACAAUGCACGCUUCGUGGUCAGCUUCAAUUCGUGAAAGGCCGUCCGAAGAUCGACAUUUCCGAGGUUGAACCGGCGAGUGAAAUUGUUAAACGUUUCGCAACCGGAGCGAUGAGCUUUGGCAGUAUUUCGUUGGAAGCUCAUUCAACGUUGGCUAUCUCAAUGAACAGAAUCGGCGGAAAAAGCAAUACCGGUGAGGGUGGCGAAAACGCUGAUCGUUAUUUGAACCAGGAUCCUCAACAUAACAAGCGUUCAGCUAUUAAGCAGGUAGCUUCGGGUCGAUUCGGUGUAACGGCAGCUUAUCUAGCCAACGCAGAUGAUUUGCAAAUUAAAAUGGCUCAAGGUGCCAAGCCUGGAGAGGGUGGUGAGCUACCUGGUUACAAAGUUUCCGAGGACAUUGCCCAUACUCGUCACUCGGUUGCCGGUGUGGGAUUGAUUUCACCACCUCCCCACCACGAUAUCUAUUCUAUUGAAGAUUUGGCCGAGUUGAUUUACGAUUUGAAAUGCGCGAACCCGAGGGCACGUAUCAGCGUGAAGCUAGUUUCGGAGGUGGGAGUUGGUGUUGUAGCUUCCGGUGUUGCCAAGGGUAAAGCUGAGCAUAUUGUUAUCUCUGGACACGAUGGUGGUACCGGUGCCAGCUCCUGGACCGGUAUCAAAUCAGCCGGUUUGCCGUGGGAGUUGGGAGUUGCUGAAACCCACCAAGUUCUGGUAUUGAACGAUCUGCGCUCCAGAGUCGUGGUUCAAGCCGACGGACAGCUACGUACAGGGUUCGACGUGGCGGUUGCUGCCAUUCUUGGUGCGGAUGAGUUUGGUUUCAGUACUGCACCCUUGAUUGUGAUGGGUUGUACAAUGAUGCGUAAGUGUCAUUUGAACACCUGCCCGGUUGGUAUUGCUACCCAGGAUCCGGUGCUGCGGGCCAAGUUUGCUGGCAAACCGGAACAUGUCAUCAACUACUUCUUUAUGCUGGCUGAAGAGAUCCGCGAAAUCAUGGCAAAUUUGGGUCUACGGAAGUUCCAGGAACUUAUCGGUCGAACUGACCUGUUGCAAGUUCGAGAGGGUUUGAACAAUAAGGCAUCGCUUCUGGACCUUCAAAUGGUUCUGAAGAGUGCGUUGGAUUUGCGUCCCGGUACAAACAUUAUCGGAGGUUCCCUGAAACAGGACUUUGUGCUGCAAAAUCGUGUGGAUAACGAGUUGAUUGCAAAAUCCCAGGGUGUCAUCGAUGGAAAGGAACAGUCGGUGACCUUUAACAUUAAAAUCAAGAACGAGGAGCGUGCAUUUACUAGUACGUUGAGUUAUGAAAUCGCUCGAAAGUAUGGAGAUGAUGGUCUACCGAAUGGUCGAUCGAUCAACAUAAAUCUGGAGGGAUCAGCCGGGCAGAGCUUCGGUGCGUUCCUAGCUAAGGGUAUACAUUUAAAUCUCGUUGGUGACGCUAAUGACUACGUAGGUAAGGGCUUGUCGGGUGGAUCAAUCAUCAUUCGUCCACCGGCAGAGUCGCCAUUCGAAUCGCACUUGAACGUGAUCGUUGGAAAUGUAUGCCUGUACGGAGCUACUUCAGGAAGAGCUUUCUUCAGAGGUAUUGCUGCCGAACGAUUCUGUGUGCGUAACUCGGGAGUUACGGCCGUUGUAGAGGGUGUUGGCGAUCACGGUUGUGAAUACAUGACCGGUGGUGUGGUUUUGAUCUUGGGUCUCACAGGCCGGAACUUCGCAGCCGGUAUGUCUGGCGGUAUUGCUUAUGUUUUAGAUGUCGAUGGAACAUUCCGCUCGAAGGUGAACCCAGGUAUGGUUGAACUGCUCGGAUUGGAGCUGGAUGAGGAUCGUGCAUUUGUUAAAAGUUUGUUGGAAGAAUUUGUUGAAAAAACGGGAUCUGUUGUUGCCAAAGACUUGUUGGCUAUCUGGCCGGAACCAUGCCAACAGUUUGUGAAAGUUUUCCCCUAUGAGUAUCAAAAGGUGUUGAAGGCCCAAAAGGAAGCACAAAUUUUACAGAAAGAAAUCAAGAGCAUCACAAACGGAUCGCAAAAGGUCGAACCAAGUGUCAAAGAUAUUGAGGAGUCUAUACAAGAUGCUGUUCUGGCAAAGAAAAAGUUGGAUCAAGUUCUUGACAAGACCAGAGGUUUCAUUAAGUACAAGCGUGAAACAUCGGUUUACAGAAAUGCUACUGAACGUCAAAAGGAUUGGAAUGAGGUCUUCAAUUUCCCGCACGUUCGGAAGAAUUUAAAAGUACAGGCCGCACGAUGCAUGGAGUGUGGAGUUCCGUUCUGUCAGUCGAACUCACAUGGGUGUCCUCUGGGAAAUAUUAUUCCAAAGUGGAACGACUUAGUGUUCCAUGGUAGCUGGAAAGAGGCCAUCAACCAGUUGUUGCAAACCAACAACUUCCCAGAGUUCACUGGUCGCGUCUGUCCUGCGCCAUGUGAGGGAGCUUGUGUGUUGGGAAUUUCCGAGCCAGCUGUAACGAUCAAGAAUAUUGAAUGCGCUAUCAUAGAUCAUGCCUUUGAACAGGGCUGGAUUACUCCUCAAAUACCAGCGAAGAGGACCGGAAAGCGGGUAGCAGUCAUAGGUUCCGGUCCAGCAGGGUUGGCCGCUGCUCAGCAGCUCAAUAAGGCGGGACACUUGGUUACAGUUUACGAGAGAAACGAUCGUCCAGGUGGCUUGCUGCAAUACGGCAUUCCAACUAUGAAGCUGUCUAAGGAAGUUGUCAAGAGGCGUACCGACUUGAUGGCUGCCGAGGGCAUCGAAUUCAAAUGCAAUGUUCACAUUGGAAAGGAUGUGAUGCCUUCGCAGCUGGAAAAGGAAUACGAUGCAGUUCUGUUCACUACCGGUGCGACCUGGCCUCGUGAUCUAAAUCUACCAAACCGUGAUUUGAAGGGUAUUUACUUCGCUAUGGAAUUCUUGGAGGCUAGCCAGAAGAAGUUGCUGGGUAGUCGCCCUGAUUGGAUUUCGGCUGAAGGAAAAGAUGUGAUCGUAAUUGGAGGUGGUGAUACCGGGUGCGAUUGUAUUGCCACUUCGCUACGCCAAGGUGCCAAAACGAUAACAACGUUCGAAAUCUUGCCAACACCUCCGGAGAAACGAGCCGAAGACAAUCCAUGGCCACAGUGGCCAAAGAUCUUCCGGGUUGACUAUGGUCACGAAGAGGUCCGCGUCAAAUGGGGUAAGGACCCCCGUCAAUACAGCACAACUACUAAGGAGUUCGUAAGCGACGGAAAUGGUCACAUCAAGGGUGUCAAUACGAUUGAGGUCGAGUGGACUCAGAGCCCUACCGGUCAGUGGAGCAUGAAGGAAGUUGCCGGUACCGAAAAGUAUUUCCCAGCAGAUCUGAUUCUGCUGGCCAUGGGAUUCUUGGGGCCGGAAAAGGUGGCUCCAACCGAAAUGAAACUCGAGUUGGAUGGAAGAGGAAACAUCAAGACAACCGUCGGAACCUACGGCACGACCAACCCGAAGGUAUUUGCGGCUGGAGAUUGUCGCAGAGGUCAGUCCCUGGUGGUUUGGGCCAUUUCUGAGGGUAGACAAGCGGCGCGGCAGAUCGAUACCUAUCUGAUGGGUACACCGAGCUCACUUCCCGGACCAGGUGGCGUCGUUGAUCCGACCCGUUCCCCGUAAAAUCUCUCGUGCGUUCAAGUGUCAAGUGAACAAUAAACAUAGAAUUGUUGUCGAGUAUCACGUGAAGUUAAGUUCAACUUGUCGAUAUAGGUAUUGAAUGGUUGCCGUUUCAAGGGUUCGCUUGAAUGUGCCAUUCUUCAUAGUAGCAGGAAUACUAGAAAAAAUAAACAGGAAACGUAAGAUACGUCCGGUCGGUUCAUAAUGAACCUCACUUAGAUGGUUACAAAGCAGGAUUAGCGAGUCUUAUUUGAGAAAUAAGGUUUUCGAAGAUUCUGAUUGCCAAACCGAAAAAAUCUAACAAUAAAACAGAUAUCAUAAAAUUUUGGCAUUGAGGCUCAUCUAAAAACUUAUUUAUUAUCUGAUCAGCUUUUACAUGCAAAAUGCACACUCUUUUAAUUGCUUUUAGUUUACAAAUAGAACAGCUAUUUACUAGAUACAUUUAUAGAUUAAAAUAAAUUUUACGUUGUAUUAUUAUUAGUUGCCAAUGAAAAAGAAGUUAUUUUGAAAUGUUUUAUUCAGAGGUAAAGCCAGUGCACCCAGGAAGAACAUUGUGAAACCACAAUUUUCGAUUGUGCUGUGAAGCAUUUCAUUCUCUAAAUUGAGUAAGAAAUGCAUUAUCUGUGUUAUUGUUUCGUCGUCUCACAUCAGUAAGUCGUUGGAAGUUCUUCUGAUUAGGCUUCAGUUAUUUAUUUAAGAUCUUGUUGAAAUACAUUUUUAUUUACCGGUUUG